Molecule: messenger RNA, 1533 nt
Organism: Arctia plantaginis
Lineage: Eukaryota; Metazoa; Arthropoda; Insecta; Lepidoptera; Erebidae
Source: the annotation of a GenBank genome assembly
AUGUCGCACUUAUUGGGGGAAGAAGAUAUUUUACGUUGGUUGAAUGAAUCUGACGGUGAGGCUUUAUCGGACGAAGAACAUGAGAAUUUAUAUAUACCGACACAUUUUGGUGGGGAAUCCAGUCCGGAUGACGGAGAAAAUGCAAGCGAUAUUGCUCCAAUACAGGCUGAAAAUUCAUCUUCGUGUGAAGAAGACGUUAUGAGCUCAGUAACUCCUCGGAUUCCACCAAUAGCAACAGUCUCUGGGCAAGGAAGAGUUAAAUCAAGAGGUAGAGGAAGAACACUAGGAAGAGGAAGAGGAAGAACACUAGGAAGAGGAAGAGGCAGGGGACCAAAAAACAGCUCACUGUCAGUAGCCACGUCUAUGAGUCACAGUCGUGGGCCUAGUCACGCACGGAUUGUGCGUCAGCGUGGACGUGGACGUGGUCGUGGCCGUGGACGUGGUCGUGGCCGCAGUCGUGGUGUUCAGCAGCGCCAACGAAGAGGUAUUCAAUCCAUUCAACAGAAAUGGGGCCACUCAUCGUUCAGGCCCGAAAUUAGGGGGUUACAGCAACCAGCCUAUCUGAUUUGUAAUAGAUCGGAAUGGAAACCUAUCGACUUCCUAGAGGAAUAUAUAGAUGAUAAUUUACUGGAUAAAAUGGUUAUAGCGACUAACAGGACAGUUUUAUCUAGAACCGGAUAUUCUUUAGGACUUACAUUGAAGGAGCUCAAAACUUUUUUUGGUCUGAAUUUUAUAAUGUCAUGCUUACGUUUUCCAAAAAUACGUAUGUAUUGGAGCCAAAAAUGGCGUAUUCCCAUCAUUGCUGACUCAAUGACCAGGGAUCGAUUUUUUAAAAUUCGAUCGUCUCUAAAAGUUCUAUACGAUGAUGAUUUGAGCCCUGAAGAUAAGAAACAGGACAAAAUCUGGAAGGUUCGUCCUCUAAUUAAUCGUAUACUGGAAGGAUGUCACAAACAAGAACGCACUGUCGAUAUGAGUAUUGAUGAAAUGAUGAUACCAUUCUCUGGUCAGUGUGGUAUUAGAGUUUACGUUCCAAACAAACCAAAUCCAUUGGGGUUGAAAGUUCUUGUACUGGCCAAUCCCAAUGGAGUUGUGUGUGAUAUGAUAGUUUACCAGGGUGAUACUACUUUUCCAACUGAACUCACAGAGCGCUAUAGUCUUGUCACUAACUCAUGGUUUGUGUAUCGUAAAGAGUGUAUGGUGAAAGGUAUAGCUCGCAAAAGAAUAAUGCAACUGCAGGAGUUCAAAAUGAGUUUAGGUCACUAUUUUGUCGAAGCCAAUGACGUGUCAAGUGAUAGCACAGAAUCAGAAGGAAUACUGGAACCUAAACAUAAAAGAAGAAAGGUGUCUAUUGUUCCGUUACCAUCAGACAUUAGGAGGUCUCAAAAAGCUGAUCACAUGCCUAUUAGAUCUACUGUUCAGAACAGAUGUCGCCUACCAGGCUGUAAACAGAAAAGCAGGACCAAGUGCUCAAAAUGUAAUAUUUAUUUAUGCAAUACUUUGAAUCGGAAUUGCUACCAAAGUUUCCACAAGUAA